CCCCUCUCUUCCCUCUCUCCCCUUUCCUUGCUGACCAUUUUGCCCUUCCUCCCCUCUCUCCUUUCUCUCCUGUUCCCCUCCAGCAGCCAGGCUCCCGCCGCCGCCGACCGCUGCCAAUUUGGUUUCUGUCCUUUUUGUCUCAAGUCCACCUAAUCCAACCUGAUAGAAGUUUAUCCCUAAAACUCAAAUUGAAUCAUUGAUUUCCACUUUGAUCGACGAUCCAUGGACGCUGAAUGGAUUGUUUCGCUUUUGAUGCAGAAACUCCAAGCUCUUCUCCUUGAUCAAGCAACUUUUACUAAAUCAAAGUUUAGAAAUCGAGUUCAGAGGGCCACAAAUAAGCUCCAUUUACUCGAGCAACGCUUUCGAGAUGCAGGAAAUGAUCAACAGAUGGUGAGGAGGCUUCUGGGAGCAAUUUACUUUGCAGAAGAUGCAAUUGAUACAUUUCUUACAAGGGUACCAUCGCAAAGACAUGGAGAUUCAAGUGAAAAGUUUCAACCUUUUACCAGCUUGGUCUACUUAUGGAGCCAAUAUCUGUUUACCCUUAAGAUCCAGAAAUUCAUGGCACAAAUCCAGGUUGUUGAUGGCUAUAAUAACAACAUUUCUGGAUUGAGCUUGCAAAAUGUGACAAGCCAUGGCCAGCAACAGCGCCGGGGAAUAGUUUCUACAAGUUCUUAUUUGGAUGAGGAGAAAGAUGCUGUUGGUCUUGAAGAUCAAGUGAGGGAGUUGGUGGGUCGACUAAUCCCCGAGCACGAAAGCAGUCAGGCUGCCACUGAAGUCAUUUCAGUGGUGGGAGAAGAAGGCUCAGGCAAGACAAUUCUAGCAAGGAUUGUCUAUGAAAGAGUAAGAAUUAAGCAACAUUUCAAGAUUCGUGUUUGGGUUAAUGCUUCUAAUUUUGAGUUCAGAGCUAGAGAUGUGAUGUUUGAGAUGUUAAAACAAGUUGAUGAGAUAGUAGCUGAAGCAGAAGAGCCGCCUUUAGAGCAGGAUUUGAUGUCAAUGCUUAGCGAGCUUUUAGGUGCGGACAGGUACCUCAUCAUUGUAGAUGAUGUUGGGAUGCUUGAAGUUUGGGAAAGACUAAGAAUUGUGUUUCCUAAUUCAAACAAUGGUAGCAAGAUAAUUGUCACUACUCGCAAUGCAAAUGUAGUAGCACGCGACUCCUCUCCAACUGUACAAACAUGCAGACUGAAAAAUGAAGAGAGUUGGCAAUUGUUCUUAAAGAAGGCAUGCAUACCAGAAGAUAGUUUCAGUAACAAUCUGGAAUUGGCCACAUUCAAAGAGCAAAUCUUAAAGUUAUGUGGUGGUUUACCAAUGUCAAUCAUCUUGAUAGGAGGUUUGUUGUCACUGAAAGAAUCAAGUCAUGAUGAACGGUUGAGUGUGAUAGAGAAUGCAAGUAAUCUUGGUGGGGAUAUCUUUACUUUCAGCUAUCAAGAACUUCCUGCUGCAAUUAAACCCUGCUUUCUUUACAUGGGACUCUUCCCAAAAGCAUUUGAGGUUCCUGUGAGGAGGUUGUUUCUGUUAUGGAUUGCUGAAGGAUUGGUGAGUCACUCGUCGUGUUCAGGGGAAUUAACACCUGAGGAUGUGGCAAAUGCAUAUUUUGAAGAGCUAAUUAAUAGAAAUAUGAUAGAAGUUACAAAAUGGAGGUCGGAUGGAAUCCCGAAAAUGUGUUGCAUGCCAGGUGCCUUGUAUGAUGUCUUCUCUCCAAAAGCAGCAGAUAUGGGACUAUUUUAUGUCCAUUGCAAGUCACAUUACACAUCUGGAGAUCUGCCACCAUUUGCAGUCCGGCGUCUUGCAUCAUACUUGGGAAUCAAUUACUAUCCUUGCUCAGAUCAGUACAUUCAGCACCUUCGUUCUUACGUAUGCUUGAGCAAACGAAAAAGAGGUAUACCUGCUGUUGAAAUAGGUAAGUUUCUAAACAAGAUCAUAGACUUGGGAUUGUUGACUGUACUAGAUCUUGAAGGUGUAUACAAACCUAGGCUGCCCAAUACACUUGGAAAAUUGUUCAACUUGACCUAUCUGGGCUUGAGAUCAACUGUUUUAGAAUCACUUCCUGAUUCAGUUUGUGACUUGCCACGCUUGGAGACUUUAGAUGUGAAACACACUAUGAUCACCACUUUGCCUAGUUCUAUUUGGAUGAGAACAAACUUGAGACAUUUGUAUAUGGAUUGGAUUAAUUUUGAUGAUAUGCCCAUUCCUUCAGCAUCCAAGCUUCAGACCUUAUGGGGUUUAUCCAUAAGUGAAUAUAGCCCUGUGUUGAGCACAUUGAACAAGAUAACAUGCCUUAGAAAGUUGGGGCUUAGUUUCAGUUCGACGUCACAAGAGCCUAUAAACAAUUGGAUUGUACAAUUGACCAACCUUCAAUCUCUAAGGUUAAGAUCAGUAAAAAAAUCUGGUGAGCGCGGAUCCAUCAAAUUGGUUACAAGUACAACGUCAGAGCUGACAAAGCAUCAGAAGCUGUUGGACUUGUAUUUGCUCGGAGUGUUACCAAGACCAGUUGAUGUUAAGCGCCUUCCUCCAAACCUUAAAAUCCUAACGUUGUCAAUGUCCGGACUAAGAAAAGACCCAAUGAGAAUGCUUGGACGGUUGCCUCACCUCAACAUCCUCAGGCUUUUUGCUGAAUCCUACUUAGGGGAAGAAAUGACAUGUCACCAUGGUGGUUUUCCUCACCUCCAUGUCUUGAAAUUGUGGAACCUGAUGGAGCUCAAAGAGUUGAGUGUGGAGGAGGGAGCCAUGACUUGCCUUAGGGAAAUGGAAAUAAGGGCCUGCAGAAGACUGCAGAGGCUUGAUGGAUUAAGGCAUGUCACCACAUUGAAGGAAUUGACACUGACAAAUAUGGCUUUGGAUUUUGCAAAAGAAGUUAAAGAAAGCAUUGGCACAAAUGUAUUUGUCAGAGUAAAUGAGUGGAAACCUUGUCCUUUACUAGCAUAAAAAUACUCGUGGUGGAUAGAGAAUGAGGCAGAAAAUAUUUUGGAGAAGCAAGACCCAUCAUUUUGUGUUUACAAUUUGUUUGAAAAGAAUUAUUUUAUUAGAUUAAAAGUCACAAAUGGAAAUAUGGUGGAAUGAAGCAUUCAAAAAGACUCUUGUCCUUUGUUUAAUCUUGCAGCAAACUGAUUAUAUGGUGUUGCUUAUUGUUUACUGCAAGCCAACAAUAUGUUGAUUUGUUGCUUCUAUAUAUAUGUUUGAUUUUGGUAUGGUCUAUACUCUUUUUAUUGGAC
Molecule: messenger RNA, 3209 nt
Organism: Diospyros lotus (date-plum)
Lineage: Eukaryota; Viridiplantae; Streptophyta; Magnoliopsida; Ericales; Ebenaceae
Product: probable disease resistance RPP8-like protein 2
Exons: 2
Coding region: 223-2922 (899 amino acids)
Biological process (GO): defense response to other organism
Molecular function (GO): ADP binding
Source: RefSeq, a predicted model, not a curated record